This is a messenger RNA of Scomber japonicus (chub mackerel), 1113 nucleotides long. RefSeq names its product protein Wnt-2b-A-like. NCBI's taxonomy places the organism in Eukaryota, Metazoa, Chordata, Actinopteri, Scombriformes, Scombridae. Bases 1 to 1113 code for a protein of 370 amino acids. Gene Ontology annotation, cellular component: extracellular region. Gene Ontology annotation, molecular function: cytokine activity; frizzled binding. The transcript has 5 exons. The record is from RefSeq and is a predicted model, not a curated record. Gene Ontology annotation, biological process: cell fate commitment; multicellular organism development; canonical Wnt signaling pathway.
AUGGGGAUGAGAAAUGGGACAAAAAUCCACUCCAAACCCAUCUCUAAAAUAUACUUCAUUUUUAUUUUGCUCCUGCUUAUUUUCACACCGAGAGUGGAUUCAUCGUGGUGGUACAUUGGAGCGCUGGGUGCUCGAGUGAUCUGUGACAACAUUCCUGGCCUGGUGAACAAGCAGCGGCAGCUCUGCCAGAAGCACCCAGACCUGAUGCAGUCCAUUGGCGAGGGUGCCAAAGAGUGGAUCAGAGAGUGUCAGCACCAGUUCAGACACCACCGCUGGAAUUGCAGCAUGCUGGAGCGGGACCACACCGUGUUUGGCAGGGUGAUGCUGCAAAGCAGCAAAGAAGCAGCAUUCAUGUAUGCCAUCUCUUCAGCUGGAGUGGUCUAUGCCAUCACCAGGGCCUGCAGUCAAGGGGAUCUUAAGAUGUGCAGCUGUGACCGCCACAAGCGUGGGCAAGUGAAGGAUGAAAGCAAGUGGGGGACGAAGUUUGAUUGGGGCGGAUGCAGCGACAAUGUCAACUAUGGCAUGAAGUUUGCUAAGGCCUUCAUAGAUGCUCCGGAGAACAUGGUGAAAGAUGCUCGGGCUCUAAUAAAUCUGCACAAUAACCGGUGUGGUCGGAUGGCAGUGAAGCGCUUUAUGAAGCUGGAGUGCAAGUGUCACGGGGUCAGUGGCUCCUGUUCCGUGAAAACCUGUUGGCUGGCUAUGUCUGACUUCAGGCGAACGGGAGACUACCUUCGCGAGAAGUACAACGCGGUAGUCGAGGUGACCAUGAACCAGGGCGGGACGGGUUUUAUGGUGGCUGACAAGAACUUCAAGGGAAGCACCAAGAAUGAGUUGGUGUACGUCGAGAAAUCACCAGAUUACUGUGGCAUGGACCUUGCAGCAGGCUACUUGGGCACAGCAGGCAGGGUGUGCAACAAGUCCUCCAAGGAUUCAGACGGCUGUGAUGCCAUGUGCUGUGGGCGGGGCUACGACACCAUGCGCAUCAAACGUGUCACCAAAUGUGAGUGCAAGUUCAAGUGGUGCUGCGCUGUGGAGUGCAAAGACUGCGAGGACAUGGUGGACGUACACACCUGCAAGCCCGACAAGCGACGAGACCGGCUGGACCUAACCUAA